AUGGAAUUCUGCAUACAAAUAUUUCUUGAAAAUUCAAGUGUCCUGUUAAUAAAAAAUAGCAAACCAAGAUUUCCAAAUCUUCAACCAAAAGAUUUUGAGCUCGAUGCUAAACGGUAUGUUUGCUUAAAAAAUGAUAGCUCAACAAACUGUGAUAAAAAGACGGCGGAAUUUAAAGAAAAUAUAGUCAACGAACUAAGAAGAGUAUUCACGGAUGAGAGUAAUAUUCUUAGAAUGGGAAAACAAAACCCUUAUAAUGUUCACUUUAGAGGGUUCCGAGGAAAUUUUUUAGAGAAACCCCCUGAGAAAGUAUUAUGUCAGUUACAUGACACUGCUCUACGUACGCUUAAACGAGGUGAUGUAAAACAUCAUCCGCUCAAGGAUUUUAUUCCCAAAAGAGCGCUUUUUGAAAAUAAAAGGUUUAAUAGCUGUGCGAUUGUCGCUAGCGCUGGAUCUCUUAAAGACUCCAAUCUUGGCUCACUUAUAGAUGCUCAUGAUCUUGUAUUAAGGUUUAACAAUGCUCCCACCAAAGGUUUUGAAGCAGAUGUCGGCAAUAAAACUACGAUUCGUCUGUUAAAUUCUCAAGUUGUAUCGAAGCCUCAAUUUAAUUUUUUAAAGGCAAACCUGUACAAAAAUGUAACCAUAGUAGCAUGGGACCCCAGUAACUAUUCUUCUACCAUAAAUGAGUGGUUAGAAAAACCAGAGUUUAAUUUAUUUACUAAUUACAUGGCGUUUAGAAAAACUGACCCCAAGUCUAGAACGUUCCUUUUAAAUCCGAGCAGUGUUUGGGAUGUCUGGGAUUUCCUUCAGAAUAAUUCACCGAGCAUGCUACGACGUAAUCCACCUUCAUCAGGAUUUUUGGGUCUUCGUUUGCUGUUACCAUUCUGCAGUUUCGUAGACGUUUUUGAAUACGUUCCUUCGGCGAGAGUUACCAGGAGAUGCCACUACUAUGACCCUGAAGACAAUCCUUCCUGCACAUUUGGUGUGUGGCAUCCUUUGGCAGCAGAGAAGUUAUUGGCACUGUAUAUUAAUACGGCAGACGAUAAAGCAGUAUUUCAAACCGGAUAUAUACGAAUUUUAGGCUCGAGAAUGGCAAAAUGUCCCUGA
Diabrotica balteata is the source of this 1104-nucleotide messenger RNA. The record is from the annotation of a GenBank genome assembly. Lineage: Eukaryota; Metazoa; Arthropoda; Insecta; Coleoptera; Chrysomelidae.